CAAAAAGGCGCGAAUUCAGUUUGAAGGCCAAAGUACUGAAAUCGUGGAUCGUUUUGUAGUUAGCCGUCAAUCCGGAAAUCUCUGCACGCUUUUUGUAAAGUCAAUCGUCCAUAUCACAUGCUAAACUAAUUGUCAUCAUCAUCAUCAUCACCGACAUCGCCAACAUGUUAUUCUAGUCAUCACAAUUCGAACAGAAGAAAAUCCCGCUGGAAAACAAAAUAUAUAUACAUAAAUUACAACAACCAGGGACAGAUGAAUAAUGAUAUUUUUAGAAAUUCUUAAUCGAGCUGUCGAAGAAUCCCUUUUAUAUCGAUUUGAAAAUGCUAAAAAUGGUUUGAAAUUUGAAAAAUUCGAUCAAACAUUAGCUGAUUUCGAUGGAGCUCUUUAUCGUAUACACAGUGUACCGAAUGAUCGAGCGAAAAUUAUUGUCAGUUUGACAUUGAAUUUUUUCAAAGAAUUACAAGAACACGGAACAAAUGAGGUGUUGAAACGAGAAUAUGCCCAGUAUUUACUAAGCCAACCUGAAGAUGGUUGUAGUGUUUCUCUGCUGUACGACUUGGAGAAUUUACCAGAGGAUUAUAGUCAGUUAGCACAGAAAGCUGCACUGCUGAAAAGAAAUUGUUUUGCUGCUGUAUUUGAAAAGUUUUUUGAAUUUCAAGCUUUGGGUGAAGAAGCUGUCGGCGGUUGUAAAACAGCUGUUAUACAUUAUCGACCUGAUGAAACACUUUACAUUAGUGCACUUGCCGACCGUGUAACCGUGAUAUUCAGUACUGUUUUCAAAGAACCUGAUGAUUUAAUCAUUGCUAAAGUAUUUCUUCAGGAGUUAACUGAAGUUCGACGUCGUUUUGAUCGAGCACCUCAAGUGCUGUAUUCACAGUCAACACCGCCAACUGAACUCCUUGGAACUAAUGCAGCUGUCGGUGAAAAUGUAGCCUAUAUUACAUUUGUUCUCUUCCCUCGACAUCUAACACCACAAGCUACACCGCGUACAAUCAAUCUUAUGCAUACAAUACGUAAUUAUUUACACUAUCAUAUAAAAUGUUCAAAAGGUUAUAUUCAUCGAAGAAUGAGAGCUAAAAGUUUAGAAUUUAUCAAGAUAUUAAAUCGUGCUAGACCACAGUAUUAUACUUCUACAGUGAAUCCUGUUAUACAAAUCGGUCAUCAAACAAUCAAUAAUAUCAAUCGAUCCACCUAUUCAACAUCAUUCAUGAUAACUGACGACAGCUGUCUACUGACAAACGGGGAGGAGAAUAAUGGGUGUUGUUCAUAUAAUAGUAUAGAUGACAGUGAAGAAAUUGUCGAUGGUAAUCAUAUUCUUGAUGCAGCUGUAUCGAAAUUGUCUACGAUGAAUAUGAAUACUCCUCCAGGAGUAGGAGGAGAAGGACGACAACAACAGCAACAAGUCAAACAGAAACAACCAGCUCCACAACCGCCGCCGAUUGUACCUCGUAAAAUAUCAUCAUCAACAACAACAGCAAAUACCCUGCCUCAAUCCUCAGAUUUUAUGCUCAAUAAUGGUUAUAUGUAGGAAAUGUAGAGUCGAAAUGCAAGACAGAAUUCUAAAGAUAUAUAUGCACAUAUGCCUACGUAUUUCUUCAAACUUUCUUUCGUAUCUCUGUGUGUGUGUGUGCGUGCGAGCGCUCGUGUCCUCUCGGUGUACCCUUGUUCCCCUUUUCAAUUUACAAACCAACGGCUGGACGUGUGUCUGUGCGUGUGCCAACAAACUGCGUCUACCAUUUAUCUAUAAUAUAUCUAUAGUGCUGAUAUAUUCUCUAUACAAGAUGCUAUGUAUGCAGAUAGUCGUAGCACUAGUAUCUACGUAUGUAUCUGUUCAUUGUAAUGUGAAACGUGAAGGUGAUGAUGACGAGAUUGUAUGAAAUAAUAAUGAUGAUUAGGCGUAAACUAGUCCUAUAUGGCUAUUGAAUAUUUAUCCCUCACGAGAUUCUCGUUGUUAGUCUGUUUUCUUCAUUCGCAGAAGAUGAACAUCUCAUCACAGAUAACAUCUAUCUAUCUAUAUAUAUACUACUUAUUGUCACUUUUGAUAGUAAUAUGUGAAUAAUAGUAGUAGAAGUAGUAGUAAUUAUUAUUAUUAUUAAUCUUGCAGAUUUAAUGUGUACCCUCCGUGUAUACAGGUGGGUGGGUGUGUCUGUCUGUGUGUGUGUAUAAGAUGCAGUUGUUAGUUGUUGAUGAUCAUGAUGAUGAAGUCGUUGAAGUUGUUCCUCCCCCAGUCGUUGAAGUUGUUCUUGUUGCUGUUGUUAUCUAAUUAUGAUGCAUUAAUAUAAUAAUUAUUCAAUGAGAAUAUCUGUUAAAAUUGUUUUUCACUUUUCAUCUACUCGUGCUUGGGGAGUAUUUUUUUGCCAGUUUGUUUGUAUGUAUGUAUGUGUGUGAUGAAGAAGAUGUUGAACUGAGGAAGUAGUAGUAUCACGCAUUUAUUAUUAUUGUUAUUAUUAUUAUUAUUACUAAUAU
Molecule: messenger RNA, 2466 nt
Organism: Trichobilharzia szidati
Lineage: Eukaryota; Metazoa; Platyhelminthes; Trematoda; Strigeidida; Schistosomatidae
Source: the annotation of a GenBank genome assembly